Molecule: messenger RNA, 3748 nt
Organism: Doryrhamphus excisus (bluestripe pipefish)
Lineage: Eukaryota; Metazoa; Chordata; Actinopteri; Syngnathiformes; Syngnathidae
Source: RefSeq, a predicted model, not a curated record
CAUGUCUGUAGGACACCCCCCCGUCGGGUAUGUUUCCACACGCCAUCAGUCAGCUGAACAUCAAUGAUGAUGAUAGAGUAUCGACUCCUGCUGGAACCAUGCUGUCAUGUUGGUGUAAACGUCAGCCCAGAUGCUGACCUUCUCUAUAGUAGCUUCUUCUACCUUCUUCUACCUCCACCUGUCAAGUGGCAUCCCUGGGAUGACAGUCCAAACACUCCAUUUUCCUCCGCUUAGCCGGGCCGGGUCCGGCUUCUCCUAGGAGAAGGUACCAAACAAUUACUUCCAUGGGGUCCCGGAGUCCUCCUCCUGGAUGCUUCUCCUAGGUCUGCCCCGGGGCCCUCCUCCCGGAUGGGCAUGCCUAUGCCUGCAACACCUCACCGGGGAGGCGUCCAUUCUAGAUACCAAAGGCACCUCAGUGGGCUCCUCUCCAUGGGAAGGAGCAGCUCUCUGCCUUCGCUCCUCACCCUCUCUUAAGGAGAGUCCAGGAACUCAAACACGCUGAGGUAAAUGUUUGUCUAAUAUACUCUUAGAAUAUUCUUAUAAUAUAUAUAUGAGACACAUAGCCCAUAGUAAGACCUGCCCACGCUAUGUUGCUGUGGCUCCGUGACCUGCUGCUUUACUUACACUAAAGGAAGAGUUUUGACCAAUCAGACGUCUUCAUUGUCGCUAUGGAAACAUUCGGUCCAUUCAUGCACAAUAACAUUUAACAAGAGUUUUAAUUUGUCAUUUUAUGAACAAUUUAUUAAUUUAAUUAAAUGUAUUAAACAUGAGACACACUACGUUUGAAUAUUUACCCGACUUUUGGUAAAUUUGCACAAACUACCUGCAUGGAUCAGUAUCUCCAAUACGGCUUGGUUUUGUACGUUACUCCUCCAAUGAGGUUCAAGCCCCGCCUCCGUUCCUGAAAGAGCGACUCUGAAUGGUUAAGAGCGCAUUGGUGUGCUGCAGCACAGCCUCUGACGUCAUCAACAAAUGCCGGAAGUGUUGUGUUGACAUGUGUCUCGCAAGCAGCCUCUAAAUUCCGCUUCAUGUCCACAGAGAAACUUUUCUUUGUGUUUUCGCCUGAACGGCGGCUGGGAAAUGUUUGAGUAGGAAUCCAACUGAGGAGUUUCACCUUUUUUGUGUGCGACUUUAUUAUGAAUCUGCUGAGCUCGGCCAAAGUCAAAAGUCUGCUGUCGGCUGCCCUUCCGCUGCUCGCCCGGCGUGACCGUCCACGCUCUUUGGCCUCCGCGGGAGUUGCUGUGGACAAGAUGGACAAGAUGGACAAGGCAGCCAGGCCCCCCAAGCAGGCCAAGCAGGGCAAGCCGCUCCGGAGGCUGAAGGCCAAGGAGAGCCGCAGCAAGCGGGGAGACCUUCACGGACCUUCCACCGUGUUCGUGCAGGUGGUCGGUGCAGGAAGCAGGGACAACGCCGCGUCGCUUUACGUCUUCUCCGAGUACAACAGGUACUUGUUCAACUGUGGGGAAGGAACGCAGAGACUCAUGCAUGAACACAAACUGAGAGUGUCCCAACUGGACAACAUCUUCCUGACCAGGAUGAGCUGGGAGAACGUGGGCGGCCUGUCCGGGAUGAUCCUGACCUUGAAGGACACGUGUGUCCCUGACUGCGUCCUCUCCGGACCUCCUCAGCUGGAGAGCUACGUGAAGGCCAUCAAGACCUUCUCAGGACCGCUGGACAGCAUCAAACUUUCCGUUCGUCCGUACACCGACGAGACGUACACGGACGACACCAUGAGCGUCUGUCAGGUUCCUAUAUUUGCAGUGACGCCUGAAGGCAGCCGCUCAUCGGGGAAAAGGCCCCCGCCAAGACCCGCCUCCCCCAGCAGCAGAGAGCAAGCAGGAGACCUUCAGCAAGCAACGAGAGAUGCUUCUCUGGUGGUCGCCUUUAUCUGCAAACUUCAUCCCAAGAAAGGAAACUUCCUGGUGGCCGAGGCCAAGGAACUUGGACUUCCUGUCGGCACGGCGGCCAUCGGGCCGCUCAUCACCGCCCUGAAGAGCGGGAAGAGCAUCACGUAUGGCGGCCAAGAGAUCCGCCCAGAGCAGGUGUGCACGCCCACUGACCCCGGACCAGUCUUUGUGGUGGUGGAGUGUCCAUCAGAGGACUUUGUGCAGCCUCUUUGGGACAGUCAGCACAUGGCAAGGUAUCAACACGGGGGGGCCGAGGACCCUCCCGCCCUGGUGGUCCACAUGACUCCGGAGUCGGUGCUGAAGACGGAUCGGUACCAGAAGUGGAUGGGGAGGUUCCCGCCCACGACGGAACACCUGAUCCUCAACGAGCACGCCAGCUCCGCCCACAACAUCCGCAGCCACAAGAUCCAAGCCCAGCUCAACAUGAUCCACCCGAAGAUCUUUCCAGAACUCCGGUCUUGGCGAGCUCAGGAGCCUCAGGCUGAUCUCCGGCCGUCCGACGUGCGAGCCGAAUGUCUUCUCAGGUUCCAGCUGCGACCCGUUGUGGAGUGGCAGAGAGACGCCGUCCCCGCCUGCAACAGUGAGGACUUUGUCAAAGAAGCCUUCCACGUCCCCAACUUCCUGCAGGAAGUGGAGAAAAUCCGCUCCAGCGGCGCUACAGAACCAUCAGGACAAGCGGACUACCCUGAGCUGGUCUUCCUGGGAACAGGAUCCGCUCUGCCAAUGAAGAUCAGGAACGUCAGCGCCACGUUGGUCAACAUCAGCCCGACUCAGUCGCUCCUGUUGGACUGCGGUGAGGGAACCUUCGGUCAGCUCUGCAGACACUACGGCGACGGCGUGGACGAGGUGCUGUCCAAGAUCUCCACCAUCUUCGUGUCACACAUGCACGCCGACCAUCACACGGGCCUCCUCAAGUUGCUGUACCAGAGAGAACGGGCGCUGGUGACUUUAGGGAAGGCGUGGAGUCGUGUCUCCCUGCUGGCGCCUGCAGACAUGAUGAACUGGCUGAGGCAGUACCACCACGGCUGUGAGGAGAUCCUCCACCACAUCAGCUUCAUCUCAAACGACGGGCUCCGCUGGAAAGCCGACGCGCCGAGGACGCAGGCAUCCAUCCAAGCGAUGCUGAAGAACAACAACCUGGAGAAGUUCCAGACAUGCACGGUGCGCCACUGUAAGAACGCCUUCGCCUGCAGCUUCACUCACCAGUCAGGAUGGAAGCUGGUCUUCUCUGGAGACACCAUGCCCUGCGACGCCUUGGUGCACAUGGGGAAGAACGCCACCCUGCUGAUCCACGAGGCCACGCUGGAGGACGGCAUGGAGGAGGAAGCGGUGGAAAAACGCCACAGCACGACGUCUCAGGCGAUCGACGUCGGCAUGAGGAUGGAGGCGGACUUCAUCAUGUUGAACCACUUCAGCCAGCGCUACGCCAAGAUCCCGCUCUUCAGCGAGGACUUCACCGAGCGCGUGGGAAUCUCCUUCGACCACAUGCGGGUUCGUCUCGGAGACUUGAAAGUCCUUCCCGGGCUCGUCCCGGCACUGAAGAGCCUCUUUGCUGAGGAGCUGGAGGAGAUGGAGGAGAGGCGAGAACGAAGAGAGCUGAAACAGCAGCGAGCCGUUGACUCCGACGUCACGGUCGAGAUGAAGGAGGUCCAAAGGGGCCACGGCGCCAAGCGGGACCAGGAGGACGCGGUGACUCUGGAAAGCAAAAGACUGAAACGCCACUGAGGCGUUCCAUCCGCUCUGACUGACUUAUUUUCAGUUAUUUCAUGCAAAAUGGACAUUUGGAUUUGUAUUUAAUUUUAAUGAAGUAGUGUUUUGUUCUCCUUUAAAUAAACUAAAGC